Messenger RNA from Phaeodactylum tricornutum CCAP 1055/1, 489 nucleotides. RefSeq lists its product with no specific name. The record is from RefSeq and is a predicted model, not a curated record. Bases 1 to 489 code for a protein of 162 amino acids. NCBI's taxonomy places the organism in Eukaryota, Bacillariophyta, Bacillariophyceae, Surirellales, Neidiaceae. The transcript has a single exon.
AUGGUGCAUCGACGACAAAGACUCUGCAUCCCAAGGAUUUUCUUCCUGGUUUUCGUCGUCGCUUUCGCACACGGAUUUGUACCGCUAUCCACCAACCAAAAAUGUCGCACGUUGUUAAACCUCGUGACGGAAGACGACGUGAUUCAAAAGGUUGAAGAAGCGGAGGCUCUGUGGACCAAGGCGCACGAUGCCCGCGAAAGGGCCAACGCGUUGUCCGAUCAGGCUUCCGAAGAAGCUGAAGCGGCAUCGGGAAAAGCUAUUGAGGUGGAGCGAAAGAUGAAAGAAGGAUCCGUUUCGAUGGAAAAGCUACAGGAGGCGGACGCAGCGACUAUGGCCAAUAUCGAAGCCAACUCGAUGGUCAGUAAAGCGCUUCAGGCCGCUGAGGAAGCUGAUUUACUUGAGGAGAUGGCUGAACAAGCUUUGCAAGAAUCCGAAAAGGCUUUGACUCAGCAUCUCAAAGACUUUCCAGAUUCGCAGUUCGCCGAGUAG